Ornithodoros turicata is the source of this 5947-nucleotide messenger RNA. RefSeq names its product tumor protein p63-regulated gene 1-like protein. Gene Ontology annotation, cellular component: cytoplasm. The coding region runs from base 1232 to 2038 and encodes 268 amino acids. The record is from RefSeq and is a predicted model, not a curated record. The transcript has 6 exons. NCBI's taxonomy places the organism in Eukaryota, Metazoa, Arthropoda, Arachnida, Ixodida, Argasidae.
ACACGUCUUGCCUUUGUCGUCCUUCUCCGCGAAGUGACCGCCCAGGUACAUCUUGUAGCCCUGAAUUCCGACGUAGAAAUCGUCGCUGAAAAACGACUUCGCCUUGCCCUCCACAGCCUGCUCCUUCAGCUUGUAAAAAUACUUGACCUGCCAGACGAACUUGCUGGAACGGAACUUAUCUUCGAUGCUGUCGAUUCUUCCUUUCAGGUAGCCCUGGAUCUUUUCGAUUUUUCCGACGAUCCUUUUGCUGGCAAUGGCAGAGUCCUCGCGCAUUUUCUUCAUCUCGCUCUUCACCGUUUCCUGGAAAGAGUUGACGGUGCUGCGGAUCACCUCAAACUCGGCGAAGCUCUCUUUGAAAGACUUGACCUCGCGACAGACAUCGUCCAGUUUCUCGCGGACUUCGCUGAUCUGGCAAGCCUCCGCGUUGGUGUACAUGGCCACGUCGUCCCUGGCGAAGCCGGCAACCGCGGACCCUUCGCCGGCCUCUUGCUGCUGAAGAUUCCUCUGACAUUCGGUCUUGAGAUGCGUCGCCACGUCCUGAUGCUUGAGCUCUUUCAUGCAGAUGCCGCACUGGACGCCGUGAUAGCCGCAAGUGCUGACGUGCUCCUUGAGACUAUUCAGAGGCCCGAUGUGGUCGCAUCCGUUUCCCUUGUUCGGACAAGCCACCUUGAAGCCCUGCAAGAUCUCUGCAGAUGUCGUGUCGUGGUAGAGCUGAUCCGGGAGGCUCUUGGUGUUAUCCACGGGGCAGGUGAAUGCGUCGUCCUCCUUCAGUUUGGAGAAGCACUUUGGGCAGAAGAAAUGCGAGCAUUUGGUCAGGUACAGUUCCGAGGGCACGGCGCCGCAGAGAGAACAGAUGCGGUAGAUGGGAACUUCCUCUUGGAACUCUAUGCUAGUGUAUUCCCCAACGAAGGGAAAGCCGGUCAGAUAGCGCUGGCAAGUCGUCAUCGCCAACGGUCGCAGGCCGUGUAGAACAUAUGAUGCAGGUGGCUUCGAAAUGCACGAGGACGCACGGGCGAUUACGCGCGGGUCAUGCAGGCCCAGUGCAAGCGUGCCAGUAGUGGCUCUAGUUUGGCCGUCACAUAUUUGAUGACAACAUUGUCAUUUUCUUACGAGGCGAUCAGUAACGCGUGACAAGGCCGGAAUCGUAAUCGUAAAUUACUCGGGACUACGGCGGUCGCCGUAAAUGUUUCGGGAACUUGAAUUCUUUUGACUGAUAUAGCUUCGUCCAGGCAUGGCGUUGUCAUCAUCCAGCAACAUGGGUCGUUCAAACAUUUGCUGCUGGACGUUAUAUCAAGAAUUUAAAGAAGUCAGCCCAAAUGCAAAUGAACAACCUGCUGCUGCAAGAAUUACUGCAAGGCAGUGCACACGAGGAAUGUCUAUCGAAGAGACGAAAGAAUAUUUUGCUGUUCGGGAUGGAGCCAUUGAAAAGGCUGCAGAGCAGUGUAACCCUGUCCUAUUGCAACACUUAGACGGUGAACUCAGAGGAGUAUGGCUUCUAACACAAAUUGACCAUUGGGACACAGAAAAAGAACGCCUCUUGUUUCUGACGGACUUCAGCCUGAUCAUACUGAAGUAUGACUUUAUCACACUGAAGUUGCUCGACUAUCAACGUCUGCACCUCAAGAGUUUUGACAAAGUCCAGGUUGGGCCGCUCACAUAUCCAGAAAAGUCCAUUAUGCCUCCACGUAACCAGGAUGGGAUUCGUUGUAUCUGGGACAACAAUGCCACAAUACCUUUUGUCAAAGAAUGGAACCCGUGGUGUCGUGACAUACCGUGGGUCACCUUCACGGCGCACCACCUGUGGGACACUCCAAGCCCAUCCGAUUACUACGACGUGCACUGCUUCUCGGACUCUCUCGUCGCUGCCGUGAUCCAGCUGGACCUCGCCGUGGCGCCCCCCACCGACAUUGUUCGUACGCACCACUGCGUCGUGGCCCAGGAGCCCGUCCUCAUACGCAGCUAUGCCGGAGUGGCAGCAGCAUUCCACAAUGCGAACAACCUCGGCUUUUUCAAGGCGCGGGGAAAAGUCAGUUUCUGAUCUCCACGACGAACCCGCUUAGUUAUAUUUGAUUAUAGGUUAGAAUGUAACUUCUAACUUGCGCUGCCGAAAGGAAGCCCGCGACACACUCCCUUUUGCUCUUGAAGCUGAGCCGUUGUAUACUACCGAAACUAAAAAAAAAAAUUAUUCUAUAACCCAGGUCAAAAGCUCACGAAAGUGGCACGACUCGAAUUGCGGGUAAUAUAUGAGUAGGGCCUGACUUUUUAGGGUUAAACCCGUAUCCGCCCGGUAUUUUACCCCCCGAACGAAAUCCGUAAAAUUCGGGUUUAACCCGAAUCUACCCGAAAACAUCCGGGUCGCAUGGCACACUCGUAAGCGUGCAUUACAAUAAAGUUUGAUGACAUUGCUAAACAUUAGUUCCAUGUUAAGACAAAUUUUUAUUAAACAGAAAAAAAAAUCACCCGAAUACACCCGAAUUCCUGACGACAGAAUCUGCCGUAACGGGAUUUAACCCGAAUACACCCGAAUUUUCGAAUGAAAAAUCUCACCCGAUAUUUACCCCCCGAAUUUGGCCAAAAAUAAAACCCGAAAAAGUCAGGCAUUAUAAAUAUGAGAUACCAAAGAUGUAGGAAUAUUGACGAUACGCGAUUCAGUUGCAUUACCAUAUUUUACUUUCUCUGCAUAUUGAAUGGGAGCCUAUAGGGCUUCGUUUUAUAAUUGAUAUGCAACCUUUGUGCCUAUGUUUAGGUAACCAUCUCGUUAUUUUAUUAUUAUAUGGUGCUUUCAGCACUGUACAUCCUGCUGUUAGGGUUACCAUUCAAUGGAAGGAACAGUUCACAGACUGUAUCUACUAUGUUGUUCUUAUUAACAAUGUCCUGGACACUACUGCUACCACAUUUAAACUGGCACCCUACCAGCACUGUUGUUGUGCUUCACUGUUGUACUGGCCAAUGUCGAGCCGUUGUUGCCGUUGGAUGCCGCCAAUCUUUGCGUCCUGGGGGCCCCUAUUCGUUUUCGUAGCGUUUUUCUUCUCAACUGUAGUGUUGUGUGAACUAAUUUUGUUUGAAUUGUACCAAUUGAAACAUCGACUUUCAUUUGAGAGCAAGCAGUUUUUGCAUUUUAGUGCCCCUUUAAGCAUUUUAAGGUGACAAGUGGCAUCUAUAUCUGGGCGGUCAUUUUUAAGUCCAGUACAAUGAAAAACUCCAGUGGGCUGCUUCUGUGAAAGAGGAGAUUUUAUGUGGUAACCUAGUCAUGCAGCAGCAUUGAACGGGAUGCAGUGUUGUAAGAGCUUGUAUACUGCAGGGUUCUUAGAAUAGGAAAUAUGCAAAUUUUGGUCUGUACUAGUCUUUAUUUGAAGUCUUGUCUGCCUCUAAAUAUUACAGUAUUAAAACUAUGUCAAAUUUUAACUAUGUAACUGUUAACUAUGUAACUGUUAAGCAAAGCGUAAACCAAUUGUUACUGUUUGGUGGUUUACAGAUUUACAGAUUUCAAUGUUAAUGUUGUGCCCCCUCUUGGAUACCAGAAACAUACAUGCCUUUUUGACAGAUAAACAUUUUUGGUAUGUUACGAUAUGCAUAUGAAAGCUAGUUGUUGGACCUGUCACCAGGCAGUGGAUCCGGACCCCCAGUUUGGGGGGGGCGGUCUCUUUGUCGAAGAGCGUAGUGGGGGAGGGGAGAGAGGGAAAUUCAAUAUGGUAAGCUGACGGUCUUGGGGGGCGAUCCCCCCCUUCCUGGGUCCACCAUGGCCUGUCACAGUGUAGUGAGUGUGCCGCCAAGCGGGUCUAAGUGUGACAGGAGUGUUGCACUUAUUCUCCCUCACUCCUCUCCUGUCCUUCCCUUUUUGUCCUUAUUCCCCAAUAUCUCCUGCCCAGGCAGGAUCAUACUUGCGGAGAUUAUAUUUCAGAACCAGCUAAUGAUUGUGAUAGGCAAGCAUAUCAGAUGGGUGUUCCGUUGUCUUGUGAUAUGUACCGACAUUAUAUAAUUUUUUUUCUUUGCACGUAUUUACAUAUUGUGUUCCGUAUAUUUGUGCAUGUGUAACUCUUCAUGUCAGAAGUGCCUUAAAUGAGGCACUGUAACAGUCUGUUGCAUGUCAGUGUGACAAGAAUGAGGCUAUAACAACAUGUUGCUUGUUGGCACUAAUGGUGUUUUGAAAAAGAACAACUAGGCUGUGCCGCAACAGGAGCAUAAACAAUGUUUCUUUCUUUCGUUUUUUUAGGUUUGAAACCUUCAGAUUUUGAUGGUGAGCUUAAGUGCAUUGUAUGCAUACUACCUAUUGAUAGCACUCAUAUCCAGCAAAUAUUUUUCUGAUCGUGGCACCUGACAAAACAUGGUUUGUCAGGCCUCUGCUUUUUAGGUUCCCUGGAUGCCGCUAUGCCAAUGUUCCCUAUCGCUAUGUUAGUGUACAUAUAAAGUACAUUGAUCUAGUACUUUGACUGUACUCUAAACAAAGAAUGAAAGUAAACUUUAGAAUCUAGUCCUUUUCUCGUGAACAGUAUUCUCUAUCUUAAGAGCUCUCGAAAUGGGAUGAGGGCAGUGAUUUCGCCAACUUGUUCCAUACGUCGUUUCAAAUUUUUAAAAGAACCAUAUGAAUAUGUGUAACCUCACUGCAUACUGUUUGCAGUAAUAUUGCACACAAGUAUCAGUGUUCAAGAUUUUCAACAUGUAUUACCCAAGCUUGCAAGAAUGUUUUCAUGUUUGACACUUCAGAGGAGUGCUUCUUUUUACCACUCACUUUUCGUACUUACCAAUAAAUGGGUAUUUGAUGUUCAAAGUGACAAACAGUUGCAGUUCUUAAGCUCAGCUACACGAUGGAUUUUAGUGGCUGUUUAAAUCUAUGCUGAAAGGACUUGCAAAAGCUAAGAUAGGAUUUUAAAUGUAAUUUAGGUUUGCAAUACUAUUCCAAUUUUCUCUGGCCUGCAAGGAUGCAGUUCUAUCUGUGGUUUCAAAAUUUUUAAUUCAAGUUUGCAUAGCAGUGUUCAAAAUCGACAUUGUGUGUGAUAAAGGUAUUGUGCUGUACAUAAGAUUGUACGGUUGAAAUAACCGUGCAUGAGUGUGCUAUUUUGUGCGAUGACCUAAUCUUUCUAAUAGAUCUGCAACAAAUUGGAGGUUAAAAAUGUGUAGCGCAUGGUGGAAUGAAGACUUGAAAAUCUUGUACAUAGUUGGUAACUGGGGGGUCUUUGAAGUUACAGAUGUAGCAUGUCAACUUGUGCUCCUGUAUUACGAGCAUUAUGCACACAGCUGGGUCAUUUAAGCUUCUUCAGGUUGCAACAGCUCAGUGCAAUUCCUAAAAGUCUGGCAUUUACCCAACUGCAAAGAGUAGCAUAAACUGCAACCAUUGACCAAAAGUGAUCAUAUUAUGCUGGGAAUAUUUUAUACUUCAAAUUAUUGUAAUGCUUGCUCUGUGUGGGGCAGGUAUCACACGUGGUACCACCAUCGGUGUCCCUGCGUCCCUUCCGACCCCGUUUUGCUGUCACUGCUGUACUUGCAUAAUGGGCAAUACGUGGCUGUCAUCGUGCUUAGAAAUUUUUCCACACAUUACUAGUCUAAGAAUCUCAGUGUCCGCUAGACAUUUGGCACGGGGAGAUGCCUUUCUUUCCCUAUCUCUCCAGUAUGGCAUAUUUUUCCUAUAUGUCAUACCAUUGUAUAUAGGAAUGUAAGCUGGAGUAAGAAAUAUUGUGACAUCGCAGGGUUGUAACAUUUCUCCUCCGAGAUGUUUUCAGAAAGGUUUUGCUUCACACUGUUACGUAUCUAAUUUUUAUCCUUCAAAGCCACAGCUAUUUUUCUCUCAAGUUGUAACCAUGCAUUUUUUGCCCAAGAAAAAGACUUUCUGUUUGUUAUACGUAACCUUGAAGCUUAGGGCAACAAUAGUUCUGUACAUUGUAAUGUCGGUGUGUCAGUAUAAAUCUUUUGUCAUUACGGGGAUACAAUAAAGCAGUCGCCUUUUACGUGA